AUGAAUCGCUCCUUCGUAUUCUUACUUACCCUUCUCAUCAUCUGUGCUGCCCAAAAGGACUCCGGCCGCUAUAUCAAUCGGAUUAAGAUUGAGACCUUUGCCAACGCUUGGGGGGUCAAUAGGACUUUCACCUACUACGUCAAGGAUAGUUAUGAUCAAAUUCAAAAGGACAACUUCACUAUAGAAUCCGGAUCAAUUGGAUAUCUUUAUGAGGAUGAUUAUACUUCUGACACUUUUUCGUGUACGACCGCCGAGUGUCCAAAGCUUAGAAGAAUCUACGAGUAUACCACUACUGUCAAUGGAAAAGUCACCACUCGCCUCCUCGACCCUGCAUUGAAAGCUAGUCUUGGGGCCACCACCGCCAAGCCGAUCGGAUUCGUUGCUCCAUACCCAGGAUACUGUAGCUCCGACGAUACUGUUCCAAUAAUUGAAAUGUACUCCGAUUAUUUGCAGCAGUACGGCUACUGGUCUCCAUUACAAUUAAAUCAAGUGUUCAAUUGGGGGUCCUAUCGUGAGAACUUUGCGAGAUAUGUACCGACACGUCUAGUUGGAUAUGCACUUUCUAGAGACUCAAAUAGAACAUUUCUCUAUAACGCUGCUCCUGAUUUUGUAAAGCCAAUUGGAAAAGCUAACUACACUCAUUCAUUCUUCCCUACUUACCAAUACAUGUGGUUUGGUAAUAGGUACACCAGGGUAACUUUGGGCGCCCCUGCCGCAAUUGAUGCUUUUCUGAAGAAAGAUAACUUUGCAAGUAUUCAAAGCCAUGGGGCUUUUGUUAUCGGAAAAGGCACUGCUGCCGAAUUCACGAGACUUUCAGCCGUUUGUGGAGAGCUGAUGCCAAUUUAUACUGCAAUGAACGCUCAAACUAACCAAAGUGCCAUAUUCGCACGUACUGUUCCGGCUCCGUUUACAGCUAUUGCUCAAUCGGGAUGGACGUUUAAAGAGAACAGACGAGUUUGUGGAGGAAUUAAGGGAUUAGCCCCGUUGAGGGAGUUCAAGCACCGUGAAACAAAUUCCUUCGCUUAUUCAAACGAUCUAACAAAGUUUGCUGCGACACCUGAAUUUGAUCCAUAUGAAAUGACUUCCAAAAAUCUUGGGUAUGCUCCGCUUGAUCAAUUUGGUUUUCUUCUUGUUAACGCUACUAUUUGA
Caenorhabditis remanei is the source of this 1149-nucleotide messenger RNA. RefSeq lists its product as uncharacterized. Bases 1 to 1149 code for a protein of 382 amino acids. The record is from RefSeq and is a predicted model, not a curated record. NCBI's taxonomy places the organism in Eukaryota, Metazoa, Nematoda, Chromadorea, Rhabditida, Rhabditidae. The transcript has 5 exons.